CGAGCUCCAGCUGUGGGGCCUCCUUGUCGGGCGCCUUCCCGGACCGCCCGGCGCCACUCCCUGCGGGUUCGCCCGCUUCUACCCCCUGAGCAGCGCCGCGGUGGCGCAGGAGUUUGUGGCUCGGCUACGGUCCGUGCUGGGCGGCCAGGAGGUGUCCCCCGCCACGUUGCAGCACUUCUUCAUCCUGCACAGGCGAAGAAACCCCACACAGGCGCUGGAGCGCGUCGGCGAGGUCCUGGAGGAGCUGACGGCGCGGGAGGACGAGCGGCGACAGCACGAGCGGGACCAGGCGAGGCUGAAGGCGGAGAAGCCCGCCGCGGCCGCCGCUGCGACCCACGGGCCGCCGCCGUGAGCGGCGGGCGCUCCGCUCGCCUCCUCCGCUCGCCUCCCCGCUUCCCCGCGGCCGGUUCACCCCCGUCCAUCCCAAUCUCCCGCAAUGGUCGCCUCCGCUGUCCUCCAGAGUCCGCUCGGGCGCCCGUUUCCCAGAUCCGCCUUCCCGCCCGUCUGCGCCGCGCCAGCUCGCGCACGCUUCAUGCUUUCACGGUGCGCGUGCAAAGAGAAAGGGGUCGCGGAGUAAGUACAGUGGUCGAGUGGCCAAGACUCCUGCGCUCAUUGAGGCUCGCCUCUGUCUCUCUCUCUCUCUCUAUCUGGUAUGACAUUUUGCAACAACGCGGGAAUACCAACAUCCCUCCCUCUCUUGUCGGCUCCCAGCGGGGCCAUGUAGGCCUCCCUUUUUUUGUGCGCCGUGUGUGUCGUCUCUACUUUUUCGCGCACGAGCUGCAGAUGUGUAGGCCCCCGCGCGAUCAUAGCCGCGCAGGUGCGCCGCUCACACUUUCAUAACUAUGGGGCCCCCGCAACCAGCUUCUUCACUGCGGGACGCGCCCCCGCUGAAAGGCGAGCGCCCCACGGGACCGCAGUGUCAGACGGGAGCCCCGUCUUGCGCAGGAGCUGCCCGGCAUUGCUCGGGCUGCAAGGCAGGGACGCGAGGGUCCCGGGAAGUGCUCGGCGGCAGCGCCGGCUCGGGGAGAGGAGUGGCCCUUCGACCGUGCAGCAGUGGCACGGUGUCAGCUGGCAGGCCA
Messenger RNA from Prorocentrum cordatum, 1079 nucleotides. NCBI's taxonomy places the organism in Eukaryota, Dinophyceae, Prorocentrales, Prorocentraceae. The record is from the annotation of a GenBank genome assembly.